Symbiodinium sp. CCMP2592 is the source of this 2325-nucleotide messenger RNA. Lineage: Eukaryota; Dinophyceae; Suessiales; Symbiodiniaceae. The record is from the annotation of a GenBank genome assembly.
AUGCAUCUUGGGAGGACAUGGCUCCGGCAUGCCGUUCUCUUGAUUCUGUCUACUUCCACUGCCGGAAAUUAUCAGCGCGACCCGUGCGCGACUGCAUUGCUCUUGGUCGCACACCGCGAUGAUGAGACCUUCUUUGCAGGUGAGGCACUGUUAGGCCGCAAAGCUUCGCUUCCCUGGGGGUGCCGCAGGGUGUGGUGGCAUGUGGUCGUGGUUGCUGGAGGAGGUGACCAGAGCACUCGCGAGGAGCUGAACGCAGUCUUGAACAUUGCAAGGUCGCAUACUGUAGCCGCAAUAAUCGUGGAGGAGGUUUGGGACUAUACUGACUGCAACAUGCCGUAUUGCUCCGAGUUUCUAGAUGGAUCCGUUCCGAUACAGAAGCGCCUUCAUGACAUUCUCGCAUUACGCAGCUGGGAUUAUGUCGUGACCCACAACGAGCAGGGAGAGUAUCAUCAUUAUCAGCACGCGGGCCUACAUGUCGCAGUCCGAGAUGCCCUGCAGAAGUUCGAGAACCCGCCGCAGCUGCUCGUGUUCAAUCCCAUGCCCGAGCUCAACGUCUCCGUGAGUCCUGGCAAGGCUCGGAUGCUGGAGGCAUACAUGAGGACCAAACCCACCCGCGCCCGCCAGAUGACCGUGCAGGGUCUCGCAAGAUACACCGAGCACUUGGUUCCCGCGAUCGCCUUCUUCCGACCUGCCCCAUUAGGUGUUGCAUUUGCCCAUUCUAUGCAGGGCGUAGACCUACCGUUUAUGUAUGAUUGGACCCUGAUGCAUCCCGCUGAUCAUUUGCCACCGUUUUCAGCGAAGGAUUGCCUUGUCGUGGUGCAGGAAUUUUUCGGUAACACGUGGUUCAACUUCUGUGGAAGACCUGAUUCUGCACAGUAUCCAGAUGUUUGCAGGGCAUUGAGACGAGAGAAAGACCAGCUUUCUUCCCGGCUGGUGGCUCUUUUCCAGAACUUCGAGGACAUGGCGCAUGCUCAUGAGGUCGGCAAAGUGCCGAUGCCUUCGCCUCACACUCCAACUCUCAGGUGCUCGAAGAUGCGUAGAAUUGGAUCCUUUGGAGAGGUGGUUGGCUGGGAAGUCCUUGCAGAGGUGCGAAAUCCCUGCUAUGUCGUGCUUCUGGUCUUGCGGAGGAUCAUGGUUGGUUGGAAAAAGGGCUACCAAGGGCGCACCUACAAAGUACUUCGCGCAACAGAGCCCAGGCUGCUGACAAGCGUACGCCAGGAGAUGAGUUGGGAUGAGGUUGACCCUGUUACCGUGCAGCCGGACGACGUUGUUGGCUGGCAGAUCUUCUUGCAGACAGAUGACAUUAGCAGCCUCAGCAAGUAUCCAGUUGUGCCGGAAGACGGCGCAGACGAGUUUUGCAUCGGUGGGCGUGGCUGUGAUGAGGCGGGCCUUUGUACCUUUGACAUUCAGCCUCCAGAGGAACUGAUGCCAGAUCUGCUUGUGCAGAAGGUCUCCGUGCGAGUCAUGCCACGUCGCUCUCCGCGGCAAGCACAACGAAAUCCUUUCUUCGACGUGAUGCCUGCCCUAAACAUCUCGGAGUACGUUGAUGAGAGUACGACAUACGAGGAGCUUAUGACCAUAAGACAAAAGCUCGACCACUCUGACUUGGGCAUGUUCGAGGACAAGAUCCGCUUGCGAACAGAGCUUUUGCCUGCAGCCGGAGUUCUCGCCACACCGAGCAUCCACCUGUCGAACACCGACUUCAACAUUGCCCACUUAAUUGCAGGGCGACAGAGCUACGUGGUCAAGCCUUCGCACAUGUCCGAGUCGCAGAACGUUUUCGUUAUGCACAACGGAAUGAAUCUACUGCGACAAGCUUGGGGCUGGCCCGGGACAUCAUCGAUAGAGGAAAUUCAGGCUGCCGUGCACCAGUUUUCCGAGCAAUCGGCACUGGACUGGGAGUGCAAGGCACUGGUGGCAAGCCAGCCUGGAGUUAUCGUGGAAGAGCUCGUCCUCGCUGAGGUCGGCGGCCGGCUUGCGGUGGACGAGUUCAAGUUUUACACAGUCUUUGGCAAAGUGGCUUUCGGAGAGGAGAUCUUCUCUUCAGCGGGCACUGUCAUGGAGAUUGAUCGUGAUGGGCAGAUCUUGACAAACAAGAUGGAGUGCCCGCCUUUUUGUGUGCGGCCUUGCUACACACAAAUGGUGGAAAUUGCUGAGAAGGUGGCAACCCAUGCAAGAGCUGACUUUCUGCGUGUGGAUGUUCUAGUUCAAGGGAGCUGCAGUGGCCUUUACGUGAGUGAGGUGGAGCUUUUUCCUGCAAGUGAUUUCAGUCCCUUCCUGAAGGAAGCUGUUGCGGCCCGAUGGCGCGAGGGCUAUGCUGCCUGA